This is a messenger RNA of Penicillium soppii, 2400 nucleotides long. RefSeq names its product putative translation elongation factor EF-1 subunit. Lineage: Eukaryota; Fungi; Ascomycota; Eurotiomycetes; Eurotiales; Aspergillaceae. Gene Ontology annotation, biological process: translation. The transcript is spliced from 5 exons. Bases 1 to 2400 code for a protein of 799 amino acids. The record is from RefSeq and is a predicted model, not a curated record. Gene Ontology annotation, molecular function: GTP binding; GTPase activity.
AUGUCACGACACCGUAUUAAAGAUGUGGGAUACGAUGAUGAAGACUACUACUCAGACGAUGGGUACGCGUCACCUGACCCUGAAGAACAGGAAUUUGCGCAGCAGUGUACUACACUUGUUUUGCAACAGCUGAGUGCGGGGCAGCCCUCAGUUACUGCCACGAAACAAGAAGUCCAAGAUGCUUUGUGGCAUUACUACAAUGAUAUCGAGAAGUCGGUCAACUACUUGAGAGGCAAGAAAGAGAAGGAGGCUACAAAGCAAAAGUCAAAGGCACAAACAGUGCCAGCAUAUCCUGCUCCUCCUUCCGCGGCGGCACACUUCUCGGCUGCUGACUUCUUUCGCGACUGCCCUUGGCUCAACGUGCCCACUCACCGGAAGACGGACAUAUUGGUUGAGCCACUUUACCCCCGCCUGGGUCUCCUGGGAGGUGCACCCGAGGCUGGCGGGAAAGUCUCGAAGUUGGCGGCCUUGGCUGCAGCUCGAAAGAAGAAAGAGGGAGCUACGGCGGAGGCAUCAGCUGCACUGAACCCUCGGUCCGAACAGUCUGAGACGCCGUCUCCUGACCCUCAAGGCACGCCACGAUCUCUUCGCGAGAGGCUUGCAGCUAGUGGAAGGUCAACACCGAAGCCUGCAGAAGGCCUGGGGUCUUUAGGGCGUCCGGCGAAACCAAUAUCCUCCUCCCCCUCUCCCGUACAGAAGGAUUCAACAUCUGAGCCCCGUGAGCCCCGGAAGCCCCUUGUACCGCAGGUAUCCCCACCUGCAUCGCGGGAUAUCGAGGAACUCAAAGAGCCAGAGCGUCAGCAGUCACAGCCGAGUAUCCGUGCCUUGCCAUCCACAUUUGCCAGCACUAUCGUUGGCACAUCUCGUCCUACAAUCGCCGAGCACAGCCAUUUGCAUUCAAACAGCAGAGACCUUUUGAGAAUAUAUGGACAGGAUAAUGCUGAACCCUUUGACUUUGCAGCGCCCAGCCCCGACGAUGUCGUUCUCAAUGCACAGAACGCAGCGAAAGGAAUGAAGUCCAAAUCGGCUGUAUCGAAAGCGGCAGGUGACAAGAAAGGUCAAUCUGAUUUGGCUGGUGAAAUCAAAGACCUAUCAGUCGAAGACAAAGUGACUGUCAAGAGCAAGAACCUUGAUGUUCUGGCAGAAUACAAGAACUCCACCCGCAAGAGGUCGGCCAACUUUGUGGUUAUUGGCCAUGUUGAUGCUGGAAAGAGUACGCUUAUGGGCCGACUGUUGGCAGAUCAAGGCGCCAUCGAUCAACGGACGUUAGAAAAGUAUCGGCGGGAGGCCGAGAAGAUUGGCAAAGGAUCAUUUGCACUGGCCUGGGUCCUGGACCAAGGGUCGGAGGAGAGAGCACGAGGUGUUACGAUAGAUAUUGCCACCAACCAGUUUGAGACUGAAAAGACUGCCUUCACUAUUGUCGAUGCACCGGGCCACCGUGACUUUGUCCCCAACAUGAUCGCCGGUGCCAGUCAGGCAGACUUCGCUGUUCUGGUUAUCGACUCCAGUGUUGGCAAGUUCGAGUCGGGAUUGAAGGGUCAGACCAAGGAGCAUGCUCUGUUGGUGCGCAGUAUGGGCGUUCAGAAAAUUGUUGUGGCUGUGAACAAGAUGGACACAGUACAAUGGGAUCAUGAACGCUUUGAGGAGAUUGAACAGCAAAUUUCUGCCUUCUUGACCACCGCGGGAUUCCAAGAAAACAACAUUUCAUUUGUGCCUUGCUCCGGAGUUCUGGGAGACAACAUCUCUCGGCGCAGUGAGGAUUCUCAUGCAUCCUGGUACACAGGUCGCACGUUGAUUGAAGAAUUGGAAACCUCAGAGCCAUACACACAUGCACUCGAGAAACCCUUGCGCAUGACAAUUGGCGAUGUGUUCCGCGGUGGCGUUCAAAAUCCGCUCUCUAUCUCUGGUCGUCUCGACGCUGGCAGUCUGCAAGUGGGUGACCAGAUUCUCACCAUGCCCAGCGGUGAAACAGCAACAGUCCGCAGUCUAGAGGUCGACAAUGAGCCAAAUGACUGGGCCGUGGCCGGUCAAAACGUUGUCUUGAAUAUUGCCAAUAUCGACCCGAUUCACCUCCGCUCUGGUGAUGUCGUUUGCCGCCCCUCCUCUCCCAUCCCUACCAUCACUACUUUUACCACCAAGGUCCUGGCUUUCGAGCACCUCAUGCCUAUGCAGGUGGACGUACACCGUGGCCGUCUCCACGUGCCUGGCCGCAUCAGCAAGCUGGUAGCUUCUCUUGACAAAGCUUCAGGUGAGGCUGUCAAGAAACGGCCAAAGAUUGUCGGCCCUGGUACUGUGGCGCGUAUUGUGGUUGAGAUGGAUCAGGCUGUGCCUCUUGAGGCGCCGACGAGGAUCGUUCUGCGUGCGGGAGGCUCAACUGUUGCGGCUGGUUUGUUAGAGUAA